Molecule: messenger RNA, 3021 nt
Organism: Lactuca virosa
Lineage: Eukaryota; Viridiplantae; Streptophyta; Magnoliopsida; Asterales; Asteraceae
Source: the annotation of a GenBank genome assembly
AUGCUCACACACUUCAAUCAUCUCAAACUUUUCCUUCAUGAAUUUAUUGCUGAUAUGAAUACCAGAAGUAGAAUUGGUGUAUUUAUAGGAACCGGUAUUCAAGCACAAGUCGGAUCUCUUCCUCAAUAUGAAGUAAAUGCUCUUCGUGAAAUAGCGGAGCAAUUGGGUAAAAGAGAUUGGGAUUUUAGCCUAAACCCAUGCGAUGGAAAUCAAAAUUGGUCAACACCCAUAAUCAGUACAGAAAUGCCUGUUUAUAACAACUCUAUUAACUGUAACUGCUCCUUUCCAGGAAAUGUUUGUCACGUAGAGUCCUUACGUCUCAAGGGGCAGGAUCUUGACGGUGUUCUUCCCCGAUCCCUGGCAAAGUUACCUUACAUCAAGAUCAUUGAUCUGGCUCGUAAUUAUCUAAGUGGCACCAUACCACGUGAAUGGGCUUCAAUGACCACACUGGAGUACUUGUCUGUUUUUGUGAAUAAUUUGUCCGGAGGAAUCCCAACAUAUUUGGGCAACAUAACCUCACUGGUAUAUCUGAGUCUGGAGAGUAACAUGUUCUCUGGAAUUGUUCCACCUGAGCUUGGAAAACUAGAAAAUUUAGCAACCCUGAUCCUUAAUGCAAAUAAUCUUUCUGGCAAGUUGCCAAUGGAGCUCAAUAACCUGAGCAACUUGAAAGAACUCCGUUUAAGUAGCAACAAUUUCACUGGAAAAAUCCCAAGCCUUGAGAGCUGGAGUCAGCUUGAGGAACUAGAGAUCCAUGCUAGUGGCCUAGAAGGACCAAUACCUGAAAGUGUUUCCUUCUUGAGCAAUUUAACAGAACUACGGAUUUCUGAUUUAAGUGGAGAAGGCUUAAAGUUUCCAAAUCUGAGUAGGUUAACAAACAUGAAAACGUUGAUGUUGAGAAGCUGUAAUAUAACAGGGAAAAUUCCUGAUUAUAUAUCAAAUUUAUCCAAUUUGAAGCAUUUAGAUCUCAGUUUCAACAAUCUGAAUGGUGAAAUACCAGACCUAAGUGGACUAAAAAGUAUUGAAAAAAUAUAUCUAACUGGUAACUCCCUGAACGGAAGUGUUCCUACAUGGAUGAUCACCAAUAAAGAUGUUGAUCUUUCAAUAGAUCUUUCCUAUAACAACUUUAGAGAAAAUACUGUCCCAUCAGGUUGUGAUAGAUCACUGAACUUAUACAGAAGCUACUCUACUGGGAAUAAUUCAGAGCUUGCGAAGUGCCUUCGUCCUUGCAUCCAGAACAUAUCUUCAGUUCAUAUCAAUUGUGGUGGGCCAAGAGUUACCAUUGGAAAAAAGACUUAUGAAGCAGAUGAAGAUCCAGGUGGACCUGCAAUUUUUGUUCGUUCAAACGAAGAUUAUUGGGGAUAUAGCAGCACAGGAAUUAAACUACAUUUUGCAGAGAUAGUUUUCAGAGAUAAUAGAUCUUACCAUAGUCUUGGAAGACGUUCUUUUGAUAUUUAUGUCCAGGGCAUAAAUCAAGUGAAGAAUUUUGAUAUUAAGAAUGAAGCUGGUGGAGUCGAUAAGCCCAGAAUAAAGAUAAUAAAAAACGUAUGUGUAACUAAUGGAACAUUAGAAAUCCGGUUCCACUAUGCAGGGAAAGGCACAACAGCCACCCCUCAGAAGGGAGAUUUUGGCCCUCUGAUAUCUGCCAUAUCAAUGGAGUCCGAGUCCAAGGCUCCAACUCAUGGUAAAAUAUUUGCAUAUGCUGCUGGAGCGAUGGCUGCACUGUUGUGCCUCAGUCUCAUAGUUCUUGGUAUCGCAUGGAAGAGGGGUUAUAUAUGGGACAAAAAUUCAAGAGAAAAAGAUCUAAGAGGAUUGGAUUUGCAGAUGGGUGUAUUUACAUAUAGACAAAUCAAGGCUGCCACUGACGAUUUUGCUGAUUCAAAUAAACUUGGCGAAGGAGGGUUUGGAUCCGUCUACAAGGGUACACUAUUAGAUGGAACUCUAAUCGUUGUGAAGCAACUCUCUUCCAAAUCAAAACAAGGAAACCGUGAAUUUGUGAAUGAAAUAGGCAUGAUAGCUGGUAUACAACACCCUAAUGUUGUAAGGCUACAUGGGUUUUGUGUGGAACGCAAGCAACUACUGCUUGUUUAUGAGUACAUGGAAAAUAAUUCUCUAGCACAUGCUCUAUUUGAGCAGUAUAACUAUAAGUUGGAAAUUGAGUGGCCUACAAGACAAAGAAUUUGUGUGGGAAUUGCAAAAGGCCUGGCUUUCCUGCAUGAGGAGUCGGUGCUAAGAAUGGUUCAUAGGGACAUCAAGGCGACUAAUAUUCUCCUAGAUGAUGACCUUACUCCAAAGAUAUCAGAUUUUGGUUUGGCAAGGCUUGAUGAAGAAGAGAACACUCACAUCAUGACGAGAGUUGCUGGAACUAUAGGGUACAUGGCACCAGAAUAUGUAUUAUAUGGAUACUUAACCUACAAAGCAGAUGUAUACAGUUUCGGGGUUCUUGCACUGGAAAUCGUUACUGGAAAAAACAAUAUGAAAUAUACGCCACACGAUGAUUGCUUUUGUCUUCUUGACUGGGCUGUUGUUCUGAAGAAAAAAGGGCGUUUGAUAGACUUGGUGGACCCGCGGUUGGGUUCUGAAUUCAACAAAAAAGAGGCAUUGAGAAUGAUCGAAAUUGCUCUAUUAUGCACUAAUGAGUCCCCAGCUCUUAGGCCUAUCAUGUCUGAAGUAGUUAAUAUGUUGGAGGGCCGUACCAAAAUCGAGGAACUAAAUGUAAAUGUGAACACGUCUGAAGAAGAGAACAGGUUUCAGGCACUUGGUGGGAAAUUUGAAGGGAUGCAGUCACAUGAGUUUGAUCGAACAGAUAUACCUAUUAAUCCAGCAUCUUCCAGCUCAAAUGACCUCUAUCCCAACAGUCAAAUUUCUCAAAAAUCUUGACUCAUACUUGCAUAAGCACUACUUAUUUGAUAUCCUUUUGUAAUGGCCAUAUGUAAUAUCCGUUUUCUAACAAUUAAUUGUAGUAUAUUUAUAUAAUUCAGUGGAACCUUUUUUAAGAUAUUCUCUAUAAUAAACUACUAUUUC